Molecule: messenger RNA, 1773 nt
Organism: Peronospora belbahrii
Lineage: Eukaryota; Oomycota; Peronosporomycetes; Peronosporales; Peronosporaceae
Source: the annotation of a GenBank genome assembly
AUGAGUUCUAGUAGUAAACGUAAAUUCUUUGUCGGUGGCAAUUGGAAGUGUAAUGGUUCACUCGGUCAAGUACAAGAGCUUGUGAGCAUGCUUAAUACGGCCAAGAUCCCGGCCAAUGUCGAAGUCGUUGUCGCCCCUUCGCAAGUACAUGCUGCUAUUGUCAAGACAUCACUCCGUGAUGAUGUUCGUGUCAGUGGACAAGAUGUGUGGAAAGAGGGCAAUGGCGCCUUUACAGGUGAGACCUCGGCUGAAAUGCUCAAGGAUUUGGGUGCCGAGUACACGCUCGUGGGUCAUAGUGAACGUCGCGAGAAGGGGGAAACCAAUGAGAUUGUGGCCAAGAAGGCUGCGUACGCACUAGAGAAGGGCCUCGGUGUCAUUGCCUGCAUUGGUGAGACCAAGGAGCAUCGCGAGUCGAACCAGACGGUGGCUUACAUCACCGAGCAACUCAACGCGUACGCUGCCGAGAUCAAGGACUGGACGAAUGUUGUCAUCGCGUAUGAACCCAUCUGGGCCAUUGGCACGGGCCUCACGGCCUCACCUGAGCAGGCACAGGAGGCACAUGCUAGCAUUCGUGCUUGGCUUAAGGAGAAGGUCUCACCUGAUGCUGCUGAAAAGACUCGCGUCAUUUACGGUGGAUCAGUUGGUGCCACAAACGCUACCGAGCUCUCGCAAAAGGAGGAUAUUGACGGCUUCCUUGUUGGUGGUGCUUCACUAAAGCCCGACUUCCUGAAGAUCAUUAACGCCCAAAACCCGACGGACAAUGUCGGUGGGGCUGUGAACGUUGCCAUCAAUGGCUUCGGCCGUAUCGGUCGGCUGGUGCUGCGUACUGCUGCUACAAACCCGCUGAUCAACAUUGUGGCUAUCAAUGACCCAUUCAUCACGACGACAUACAUGGAGUACAUGCUUGAGUAUGACACGGUCCACGGUCGUUUUGACGGUGAGAUUUCGCACGAUGAGAAGCAUGUUUUUGUGAAUGGCAAGCCCAUUCGUGUUUUUAACGAGAUGAACCCAGCGAACAUUAAGUGGGGCGAGGAGCAGGUGCAAUACGUGGUCGAGUCUACUGGCGCCUUUACGUCCAUCGACAAGGCUUCGGCGCACUUGAAGAACGGCGUGGAGAAGGUUGUGAUUUCGGCUCCAUCGAAUGAUGCACCAAUGUUCGUCAUGGGCGUGAACCACGAGCUGUAUGAGAAGAAAAUGCACGUAGUGUCGAAUGCUUCGUGCACGACGAAUUGCCUGGCUCCUUUGGCCAAGGUGGUGAAUGACAAGUUUGGCAUCAAGGAGGGUCUGAUGACAACAGUCCACGCCGUGACUGCGACACAAAAGACGGUAGACGGUCCGUCAAACAAGGAUUGGCGUGGUGGUCGUGGCGCUUGUUUCAACAUCAUCCCCAGCUCUACUGGUGCAGCCAAGGCCGUAGGCAAGGUGAUUCCUAGCUUGAAUGGCAAGUUGACUGGUAUGUCGUUCCGUGUACCUACGGCGGAUGUGUCUGUCGUGGAUCUGACUGCUCGUCUGGUGAAUCCUGCGUCGUAUGACGAGAUCAAGGCUGCAAUCAAAUUGGUUUCUGAGAACGAGAUGAAGGGUAUUCUUGGAUACACUGAGAAAGCUGUUGUAUCAAGCGACUUUAUUGGUGACUCUCGCUCGUCAAUCUUUGAUGCUGAGGCUGGUAUUGCUCUCACGGACAAUUUUGUAAAGCUUGUUUCGUGGUACGACAAUGAGUGGGGCUACAGCUCGCGUGUGUUGGAUCUGAUUGAGCACAUGAUCAAGAGCGAGUAA